CACGCGCGUGCGUAUAAUUUUCCCCAGCUUAUCACACAGGUAUACAUGGUAGUCGUGGGGCUUGGGACAUGCAGUGUGUGAAUGGUCGUGAUCAUGAACGUGUCAGAAAAGUCCGGCUUUAAAGGCGACGCUGCUAACAUCAGCACCAUCCUCUUUGACCUUGAUAACACGUUAAUUGAUACAACCGAGGGCGACAACAGAACUUGCAACACGUAAAUGGAAGCCACUGAUUAAAGCAAGGAUGGCAAGUGGUGGAAACAGUCGUUCUUCCACACCUGAUGUGGACUAUACUGAAGCUGACACCGAGUCAGAUCAGAUGGACACUGAGGAUGUGUCGAAGAGUACGGAGAUGGAUCACCACGAACCAUGCAUAAUGCCGAACCCAAUAGAACGUGGCAUCAUGAUCUUGAGACGGGCAAAUUCAGAUACGGAAAAAUUUGCUGCCCUGCUCAUGGUGACGAAACUCAUCAAGGCGGAACAGCUGGACGAAGACUCAAAGAAAAGGAUAAUGGAUGCCGUGGGACUCGACUUCUUGGCGCGGCUCUUGAAGACCAGUGACGUUCCGGAAGGGUGUCCUCCAUUCAUGUUUAAGUCGAUAUCCCUCACGAUUCUAACCUGUUUCAUUUCUUCCUGCGUGGGGAAUCCAACCUUGUACGGCCUCAUACCCGUGUUGAGCGACAUAAUAUCGAAGCCAGAAUUAUAUGAUGGUGAUUUGACUCUAGUAAAAGAUUCCUUUCAGUGCUUGAAAUGCAUUGCAUCGGAGAGAAGUGGGAGAAAAGCCAUAAUAGACUUUGAGGCAGUGGGGCCCCUCGUGGAUGCCUACGUUGCGGAGAGCUUCUGUUACGAGGAGGCACUAGAAAUCUUGCUCUUAGUGUUGGCCGAGGAAGGUCCAAGGACGUGGGAGGACGAACCAGAGGCUUUUACCAAACUUAUGGAUAAUAUGGCUCAUGAAUUUGCGGUUGACCAAACUGAAAGAAAGUUUAACCUGUGUGAGUUUAUCACAGAACUAUUACAAAGCUUGCCUGUUACCGCUACUUCAACAGGAAGUCCAUCUUGGAAGAAGGACUUGCACAAAGGGUUGUCUGAUAUGAUUUUAAGUAAAUUAGGUCGUGAACAAAGGGAUAAAGCUUUAAGACUGGCAGGUGUGGCCAUGGAGAGUCUUGGUGUUUCGUGGAUCUUGCAGGCGGAUUACGGGGCUCCGGCCGAUGGCAAGGGGAGGCAGGUGCUUUUAAUGAUGGUUCAUUUAGCUUGCAUUGAAGUAAGGAUGAGCCUGGAAGAUAAGACUUUCAAAGAGGCAGUUGCUUUAGCUUCCCCUACAACUGCCUGCUAUACAAUUCUUGAAUUAGCCAUCAACUUCUUGGUAAAUGGAGCAGUAAAUUUUGAACAAAAACAAAAGCAGCAGUUGUAUGCUGCCUUGAAAGGGGCCUUCAAUGCUGUUCUGAUCUUUUUAAAAGCUUCAUUUGACGAGUCGUUUUCUGAAAAUCCGAGGAAUCACCUUUUUGUGUGCGCCACCAUCCGGGUCCUUGGUGCUUGGUUAGCUGAAGAAACUGCUGCUAAUAAGGAGGAAGUUUAUGCAACAAUACCAUUUAUAAUCAAAACUUGUAGGUAUAACUUUGAUUGGAACAAUAAAAAGGCUGCCUUAAAAUCCAAAAAGAAAAGCCAGUCAAAAAUUAGUUCAAAAGAUGAUGAUGAAAAUUUGCCCGAUAUCUUUAGGUUCCUUUUACCAGGUUUGUGUCAUCUCACAGCAGAAGAUAAGCCAAGAUCUCUUUUAUUGGAGCUUGAGUUAGAAAAUCUUUUAUUUGAAUAUUUACAUUACCACUGGAAUAGCAUAAGAUGUGUAUUUGGGCCUCAAAGUAAAACAGAGGAGUUAGAAAUGCCAGCAGAAAUAGUCAAUUCGGCCACAGAAGCCAUGGAAACAAUCUGUAACAUUUUUAUGAAUAUUGUGGUGCAAGAACCAGAAAAGGUCAAGAUAGAUCCAUUUUAUUAUUCCCUACUUAAAUUCAUAUUCAUGAAAGUACCGGAUAUUCCUUCUGAAAGUCCACACCUUAGAUUGUGUGGAAACUUUUCAAUUCUUGGAUUAAUGAUUCUUAGGCACCAACAUCCAAAUGUGAAAAGCACAGACUUCACCAUUUUUAGAUUUGUGCAGACCACUGUGCGUUUCCUCUGGGAUGCCCAUAAUGUUGAGGAGAGUCAUGAUUAUGCCACUUUAGUUGUUUCCACAAAAUACGAAUCUCACUGGGGAAGCCUGAUGGACUUGUGGUUCCUCGGAAUGCAUACCCUCAGCCUUCUCCUCCCGUCAAUUCCUUGGCUGUGCGACUUCUUGAUAGAAAGCGAAUGGCCACAGACUAUUAUCCAAACCCUCAUAUCAGUCAGAGAUGGUGGCGUAGACCCAGGCCUAAAGAGUGCUCUGGAGGAUUUCCUCUGCCUUCUGGCAAAGUCCUCUAGAGCUGCUUUUAAUAUUAUGAAGGAGAAAGGAGUUGAUCAAGUGUGUAAGAAUCACAAGUUUGAAGAGUUGUCAAAAGUAUUUAGUUUGAGCACUGCUAAGAGUGAAAAAGCUGUAGGUACUUUAGAAUGCUUCUACCUAUUUGCAAACUUAAAGCCAAACCAUCGUAAUGUAAAUAUAACCCUCACGGAACUGAGUGUCUGGAAGCUGUCCCACUGGUUUUCUCUCCUCAGGUGUUCCUUCGGGAGUUUCGACAAGCUCCGGCUCCCGAUUUCGAAACAGAUGAAGCCGGGCUGGAUAAAUGGCGGCAAGACAUCUGGGCGCGGGUUUUACCAGAGGAUCGGCACGAAAUCUUUAGAUGAGCUGUACUCGCUAUGGAAGUCAGAAAGACUAAACCAACUGUCUCUGAAACCGAGUGUAACCAGCAUGCUCGAUGAACUUGCGACUGACUUCAACCUGGGACUGAUCACCAAUGGACCAUCUGUUGCUCAAUGGGAAAAGAUAAACGAAAUAGGCUGUAAGAAGUAUUUCGACUCGAUUAUCGUUAGUGGAGACCUGGAAGUUGAGAAGCCUGAUAAGGAUAUAUAUUAUAUGGCUUGUGGAGAACUGCAGGUGAGACCCUCUGAAUGCAUUAUGGUCGGCGACAAACUGGAGACCGACAUCCUUGGAGGCCUGAACGCCGGCCUGGCAGCGACGGUUUGGAUCAACAGCAAGAACAAAGACCCGGCGAAGGAAAUCCAGCCCACCUUCACCAUCAACAACGUGACGCAGCUCCCUGACAUCCUGCCCAACCUGACCACGAUUCUCCAGACGGAGGAUCAAACCCACGAUUGCGAUUGAUGGCGUGACAUGCGUGAUAGUCUUUUGCUUGACUUUGGGGAGUCCAGUGUUAGUGAUUCAGGAUGGUGUUAUUGAUUGUGAUUUGUUUGAUAUUGCCGUGCGCACGGACAGAGGGCUUGUUGCUGUGUCAUACACCAAGGACACUUUUCUGCAUGCCACGGUAGACGCGCGCACGUCCGCACGCACACACACACACACACACACACACACACACACACACACACACACACUCUCUCUCUCUCUCUCUCUCUCUCUCUCUCUCUCUCUCUCUCUCUCUCUCUCUCUCUCUCUCUCUCUCUCUCUCUCUCUCUCUCACACGUCACAUUCAGCCGCGUGACGUCACAUACCAGGUAACGUGACGGCUAGUUUUCGAGAACCAAAGCAACCUUGCUGAUGGCCUUACCACGCGAUGACUAAAUAUUGAGCAAACAGAUAACGUUGUUUUGUUUCUAGUUUUCUUCGUUCUAAAGGGAGUCAAGCAUGCCAGUGGUUGUACUCAACGAUUAAAAGCAAAUUCGUUGACAUUUCAACAGCUUUCUGAAAAAAAAAAUAUAUCCUUGAAAAUUAUAUUUUUAAAAAGCUGUAAUCCAUAAGGAUUAUGUGUAUAUUGAAAUUUGAGUUUCUUGGAUUCUAUACAACAGGCAAACAUAUUUUCUAAGUUCCUUUUUCAAGAUAGCAUUAAAAUAGCAAAUAAAUCGAUAUCAUUCAGCGGAUAUCAAUGACCGAACUUUCGUUAAGGAAGACAAAACCAGGUUUGAAUCAUACAUGGCCAAAUACCAGAUCGGGUCAGAUUUUUCCCCUUUUACCGUUAAAUCCGCAUGACUCAGGCAGCUAUGUCGAUACUUUGUUCUGGUUUCUCGCUAUACUUCCUAAAUGAAUCACUGCUCAGAUUUAAUACUUUUGGAAUAAGUGAGUCAGCGAUCCUCUAUACUUCCUAAAUGAAUCACUGCUCAGAUCUAAUACCUUUGUAAUAUGCGAGUCAGCGAUCCUCUCAGUAUUUAUCAUUAUUAUUAUUUUAUUAUUUUUUUAAAUUCCUUAUUUGCCAACCAAUCACACACGCAUACGGCAAAGUAGCGUUAGUGUUUACGGACAGAAAACGGGAAUAGACUCAAAGAAAAUGGGAAUACAUUUAUACACAUAAACAUAUUCACACACACCAAAAUGUAUAUAUUCACACAUGACUGCACUGUGACGGUGUACAUUAUACAUAUAUAUAUGAAACCCCCUAUGCAAACUGAUAAUGUCCAGCGCAUCAGUUACGUAAUAAGUGCCUUCAUAGAUAUUCAAAGGGGCAAACACUACACUCCCUUUGCAUUUACAUUUCAAACUCGUACUGAAAUCUCUCAUAAUUAUCGAUACUGUUAGUCCUCUCAUACUAUACUCACGUCUCCUCACUGCCCUUUUUCCCGCCUCAGGAACAUCCAGUUAUUCAAGGAUUUUUGCCAUGUCUUUCGCAUUCGCUCUCUCCCACCAUUCAGUCUUCAUUUCUUCCUCUUUCUCAUCGUGUUUAUCACCCCCACUUUAUCUACCCGCUUCAGCUCUUGGGUUAGAGUUUUAUUGUUGGUUGUCCUCGUGUAUUCAGAAGCAAGUUUUGAAGAAAGAGGAGGAAUAACAAAAUAGGUUUUUAAUACUUUGGGAUCAAAGACGAAGAGCAUUUUUUUGUCAGUAACUUAUGAAGAAACUUUUUUCUGAAGGGAUAGAAUCGCAAAGGAACAAGAUAGUAAAUAAAUGAAUGACAAAAAGAUUAUAUUUUGAAAUGUAACAAUUUUCAUAUCAUAGAAAGAUGUAGAAAGACAAAGAGGUAAUUAAGAUAGAAUAGAGCUAAUUGGUGUAUAAAAAUCUUAUUAAAAAAAAAAAAUGAUGAUUAUGGUGCUAUCUGUAAAAUACAAAAUCCGGAAACUUAUUGUGAUAAGCGCCACUGGCCAAGAAAACACGUAACCAUUCAUAAACGUGAAAUUUAAAAACUGUUCCGGUUAACUGGUGCGAAAACGGGUGCUCAAAAUUCGUCCCUCCUUACCUUUCUUGUUCUAAGCGAGAAACGUAAGGCUUUCCAGCACAGAAACGAUAUGAUUAGUUUACGUUGAAAUGACAAGAAUCAGAAAUAGAUUUGCAAUACUUUGCAAUACUCGGGGAGGCACAAGUGAGCCGCAUUUGUCCGUUAGGAGUUGACAAGUACUCAGUGAGGCAUAAAACCGCGUGCUUUUGCUGUCUAGUUUAAUGGUCACUUCCCCACCUUGAGUGCUUGGCAGUAGAUAAUUAGGCACCUGGUAAUUCACUGUCAUUUGUGCUUUGGUAGGGUUAACUUGAAGGAAAUAAUGUAGAUUGUAAAUAGAGAUGUAUUAUUUUUAACGUGCAAAUACUCAUGUAAAGAUAAUAAAAGAAUGAUGACUUUA
This is a messenger RNA of Penaeus monodon (black tiger shrimp), 5676 nucleotides long. RefSeq names its product neurochondrin homolog. The transcript is spliced from 8 exons. The record is from RefSeq and is a predicted model, not a curated record. Gene Ontology annotation, biological process: neuron projection development; regulation of neuronal synaptic plasticity. Lineage: Eukaryota; Metazoa; Arthropoda; Malacostraca; Decapoda; Penaeidae. Bases 242 to 3283 code for a protein of 1013 amino acids. Gene Ontology annotation, cellular component: dendrite.